AUGAACCUGCUGCUGCUGCUGCUGCCGCUCGGCCUGCUGCCGGCUGUCUCUGCAGAGCCCGGUGCGUACACUCACUUUACCCCCCGGACAGCUGAAGGAGGCGCUGAAGGAUGCAACAGGCUGGCUGACGACCUUCUCCUGCAGGGCUUCUACGAUCCGAUCAAGGACAGGCUGAUCGAGCCGUCGCACACGGGCAUCUCCUACUCCUUCACUGAGGAUGGCUACUUUGAGGAAGCUCAGUACCGCGCCAUUGCGAACCCACAAAACCCGGCCUGUCCCAGCGGGAUGAUGCUGUUCCAGCAUGGGACUUACGAGAUCAAGCCUAACGGGACCCUCCUGUUGAACGCAUAUGCCUUCGAAGACGACGGGCGUCAGUUGAUAUCAGACCCUUGCAAGGGCGAGCGAGCAAGCUACUACAGAUACAACCAGAACGAGACCUUCAAGGUAGGCUGGUCUUUUUCGUUCUAUAUAUAUCCCUGCUGCAGCUGUGGACUGACCAAUGUUCUACAGAGGUACGAGGUCUUACUCGAUGAAUUCCACAACAUACAGCGGCUCAACCUGUAUGGACACGACGGCACACCCAUGAACCGCAUGUUCCUCAUCUACAAACCUCCCCAGAUGCUGCCAACCAAGCACCUCAACCCCGUCGUCAAGGUUCAACGACGAAAACGAGACCUUGGAGAAGGCGAAUUCGACAGGUCUCCCAUCAAGAAUUCUGUCCUCUCCCACCUACCUGUAACCGCCAAUGCCGACCGCUGGUGGUGGGUUGGCGUCCUCAUGACCUCCAUCGGCGGGAUUGCUCUCAUCUACUCCUAG
Trichophyton benhamiae CBS 112371 is the source of this 816-nucleotide messenger RNA. RefSeq lists its product as uncharacterized. The transcript has 3 exons. Gene Ontology annotation, cellular component: endoplasmic reticulum membrane; endoplasmic reticulum. The record is from RefSeq and is a predicted model, not a curated record. Gene Ontology annotation, biological process: 'de novo' protein folding. The coding region runs from base 1 to 816 and encodes 271 amino acids. Lineage: Eukaryota; Fungi; Ascomycota; Eurotiomycetes; Onygenales; Arthrodermataceae.